Colletes gigas is the source of this 1631-nucleotide messenger RNA. Its product is annotated as glycogenin-1. NCBI's taxonomy places the organism in Eukaryota, Metazoa, Arthropoda, Insecta, Hymenoptera, Colletidae. The record is from RefSeq and is a predicted model, not a curated record. Bases 310 to 1440 code for a protein of 376 amino acids. Gene Ontology annotation, molecular function: glycosyltransferase activity. The transcript is spliced from 10 exons. Gene Ontology annotation, cellular component: cytoplasm.
UGGCACAGACGGACGAGGUAUACAAGUAGACAUUACACCUUACGGACUUUCCUGGCCCAAUCUGACUGCCAUACCGACCUGAAAAUUCGGAGAGUCGAUACCUUCGGUCGAUAAUGCAGAACUUUGGUUCGCAUGGAACGGAAGGUGGGGAUAGCGCCACGGCGAUGGAAGGAGAGCCUCGAUUCGUCACUCGUGUUGUAGCGCUGGUGAAGUGCGUAUGAAUCUUUGUCAGUUGUGUGGGAAUUGGCAAGUGUUGAGUGUGCUGUAGAGUCAUCCAUCGAAGAAGAAACACAGAGUUUCUCUCCAACCAUGGGUGGAUAUGCCUGGGUUACACUGGCUACCAAUGAUGCCUAUUCCUUAGGCGCUUUAGUCUUGGCACACUCUUUGCGUCGAGUAGGUACCAAGCACGAAUUAGCUGUUUUGGUCACUCCUGGGGUAACAGAAACAAUGAGGGAAAAAUUGGCAGCAGUAUUUUCUCUAGUAACGGAAGUAAAUGUACUCGAUUCGAAAGAUGAAGCUAAUUUGGCACUUUUAGCUAGACCAGAAUUGGGUAUUACAUUUACCAAAUUACAUUGUUGGAGACUGACUCUAUAUGACAAAUGUGUCUUUCUUGAUGCAGAUACUCUUGUAAUCAGAAAUUGCGAUGAAUUAUUUGAACGGGAAGAACUGUCUGCUGCCCCUGACGUCGGCUGGCCUGACUGUUUCAAUUCUGGUGUAUUUGUAUACAAACCAUCUCAACAAACUUUUGCUUCUAUCACUGCAUUUGCUGCAAAUAAAGGCUCGUUUGAUGGCGGUGAUCAAGGUUUACUAAACAUGUACUUCAGUGAUUGGGCCCACAAAGAUAUUUCGAAACAUUUACCGUUUAUCUAUAAUAUGUGUUCGACGGCUACCUAUUCCUACCUCCCUGCAUUCAAACAAUUCGGAGACGAUGUUAGAAUAAUACAUUUCAUUGGUAUUACAAAACCAUGGUUACAGUAUUUUGAUACUAUGACUGGUAUUGUUCAACCACCAAUGGAAUCUGCACAUUUACAACCAUUAUUACAAUUAUGGUGGAAUAUAUUUUGUGAAAAAGUGCAUCCUCACUUAUCACCUGUUAUGGCUGGACUUGCCGGUGCCUUGGCUCAAAUAACAUUGGGUGAACCCAGAAGUGCUGAACAAAUUGCAUUAGAAGAACAUAUGCGUAAGCAAAGUUGGGAGCAGGGACAAAUCGAUUAUAUGGGUCUUGAUAGUUUUGACAAUAUCUGGAAGAAAAUCUGUCAAACCCUCUCUCUUGCACCAACGCGACUACCAUCUCCUCCUAAGGAAACGCAAAAGGUGGCGAAAUCAACGACCGAUAAGACAGUUGAAUCUGUUGAGUGUACCGAAUCCGUUGGUUCCGUUCAACCUGCUGAGUCUACAGACGAGGUGGAUAAAGAAACCGGAACAGAGGACAGCAACUAACAGAUCCUGGCGCCAUAGCAUUGCUACGUCUUGUAUUGUCGUUUUGCUUUAAUGGGCUCAAGCAACGAUCAGUCAUACCGAAGAACAAUCUCUAGUUAACAAUGUUCCUAUAACAGACAAUGAUAACAUAGUAUCUAAAUUAUCCGAGAAGGGUGGAGAAUUUAUCAAUACUACAUCAUCUUCCGCUGAAA